Molecule: messenger RNA, 936 nt
Organism: Ichthyophthirius multifiliis
Lineage: Eukaryota; Ciliophora; Oligohymenophorea; Hymenostomatida
Product: short chain dehydrogenase reductase family protein, putative
Exons: 3
Source: RefSeq, a predicted model, not a curated record
AUGUAAAGAAUCUAAUAUUUAAAUAACUAAAUAAAGCAAAAUCAAACAUCAUAAUCUUAGGGAAUUUGGGUCACUAAACUCGCAUAAAUCUAUGAUUUUUAAAAAUUUGGUAAUUUAAAAGGAAAAACAGUCCUAAUAACAGGUGCAUCUCGUGGAAUAGGCUUAUCUAUAGGUAAAAGAUGUGCCUAAGAUGGUGCUAAUAUAGUAAUAUUAGCCAAAACAGCAUAACCAAACCCUAAAUUACCAGGUACAAUACACACAGCAGCUGAUGAAAUCAUAAAACUAGGCGGAAAAGCCUUGCCUAUAAUAUGUGAUAUUAGAUUUGAAGAUCAAGUUAAAUAAGCAAUAGAAAAGGCUGUAUAAACAUUCGGAGGAAUUGAUAUAUUAAUAAAUAAUGCAUCUGCAAUAAGCUUAACAGAUACAGAAUCAACAGAUAUGAAAAAAUAUGAUUUAAUGCAUUAAAUUAAUACAAGAGGUACUUUUAUGGUUUCUAAAUAUUGUUUACCUCAUUUAAAAAAAUCCAUUAAUCCCCAUAUAUUAAAUAUAUCACCUCCAUUAAACAUGUAAAAAGAAUUUUUCGGUCCACAUGUAGCUUAUACUAUGGCUAAAUAUGGCAUGAGUAUGUGUGUUUUAGGUAUGAGUUAUGAGUUAAAAGAUUAUGGUAUAGGUGUAAAUGCAUUAUGGCCAAGAACUUCUAUAUCUACUGCUGCUGUUUAGAAUUUAUUAGGGGGAGACAAUGCCAUAAAAGUUUCUAGAAAAGAAGAAAUAAUGUCCGAUUCGGCUUAUGUUAUUUUAACAUCUGAUUCUAAAAAAACUACUGGUAACUUUUUUGUUGAUGAUGAAGUUUUAGCAAGCGUUGGUGUUUAAGAUUUUUCUAAAUAUAGAUGUGAUCCUAAUGUUUAAGAAUAUUAACUUGCGCCAGAUUUUUUUUUAUGA